AUGAAAUCCGUGAGUGUCACCUCAUCACUGUCAACCUUAAGCGGCACGUCCUCGUCGUACUCGUCGAACGACACUCGUCUAAGAGAAAAACCGCUACCCCCGUUACCUUCAAAGAGUGCGCUGAUUGAUUACGACGCAAGCGAAGAUACACCGGAUAGCGGUAUGGGCGGCGAUUCGGAUAGUAGCGAGCAGACAACCAAAGAUUCAACUUUUGAGCGACGAAAUUACAACGGAACAUUUCUGAAUGGCGAUGGCCUAAAAGCUGAUGACCAAAACAAAAAAGUUCAGUUAGAAGAUGCAUUCGAACGGAAAGAUAUCUGGAAUUGGACAGCUGAAAAUGUGGCCGCUUGGUUGGAUUCGUUGAAUUUGACCGAAUAUCGUAGGGGAUUUCUGGACUCUGGUGUGACCGGAAAGCAACUUUUGGAUUUUGAUCGAAGCGAUUUCACUCGACUUGGUGUGACACGUAUAGCGCAUCGACAACUGAUUGAGCGGUCUAUUAAAGCGUUGGUUGAGGCAGCAAAUAAUUUUUGA
Molecule: messenger RNA, 531 nt
Organism: Anisakis simplex (herring worm)
Lineage: Eukaryota; Metazoa; Nematoda; Chromadorea; Rhabditida; Anisakidae
Source: the annotation of a GenBank genome assembly